Molecule: messenger RNA, 771 nt
Organism: Mesocestoides corti
Lineage: Eukaryota; Metazoa; Platyhelminthes; Cestoda; Cyclophyllidea; Mesocestoididae
Source: the annotation of a GenBank genome assembly
UUGCAAAUCUAUAACGUCCUAACUUCAUCUCAAUUUGAAAAGCAUUGCAGUGAGCCCGCAGUUGGUGCAUCGACGUUACCAGUUGUUGCGGAAACCUCAUCUUCAGGGGACACCGCGCCAACCCUUUCACGUGACAAUUCUUGUGCUAGCCUAUCGACGGGAGGAAAAAGGAAGCAAGUUAGCCGAAAAUCAACUGCCCCGCUCCCCUCACACCAUGCCACUGCCGUUGCCAACGAACUGGGUAGACUCAAGUUCAUUAAUCCUGGCAAACAGAAUGAAAAUCUCACAAUCGAUUGGGAUCACGGAAGUCUCACCAGGGGAUUCAAGCGCCAACUUACGCAGCAUACGAAAAUUUCCGAUCCUAGGUUUGGAGGUCUGUCGUCUUCUUCGGCUGCGACAGAACUGGGCCGCCUACGAUUCAGUAACCCAGGACGCCAAAACACCGAUCUCGAGCCGAUUAACUGGACGCAGGCUGGCGUCUACAUGACUCGCGGGCAUCGACGGCAAAUGGUGCUUCAUGCACAACUGUGUGAUGCUAAGAGCUCCGAUCCCCCGAUCUAUGACUCAAGAGGCUUGCUUCUCCCGAAUAUGGUCGACAGGUGCGACUGUAUGCGUCCCGGCUGUGCUGGCUGUUUUUUGCCUUGCAGGCGCUGCCACACUACUAAAUGUGGUCCGCUCUGUCGCAUUACACGCAAUUUCCAUUACGAACAGGUGAGUUUACAAAGUGUCGUUCACUCUGUCUUGUGGCUUAACCGUCUUGCUCCGUUUUGA